AUGUCCUCCCUCCUCCCCGCCAACCCCAUCGAGCCCUCGCCCAACAACACCAGCUCCUCCGCCGCCACCUCGCCGCCCGUCGAAGCCGCCGCCACGGCAGACCACCCGCCCGCCCACAAGCCCGACCCCACGCUCGAGUCCAAUGCCGCCAAAAGAAGACUCUCCGCCGCCGGUACCUCCUCCACCGCCGAACUCGCCCGUCUUAAGAUAGAGCUCAAGCGCGCCCUGCGCCAGUUCCCGGACUUCCCGUCGCCGGGCAUUCUGUUCGAGGACAUCCUGCCCAUCUUCGCCGACCCCGCCCUGCACGAGCACCUGCUGCGCGCUCUCGAGCUGCACGUCUCCCAGGCAUACCAGAAGCCGGACGUCAUUGUGGGCCUCGAGGCUCGCGGCUUCCUCUUUGGCCCCAGCCUGGCGCUGCGGCUUGGGGCUGCCUUCGUGCCGGUGCGGAAGAAGGGCAAGCUCCCCGGGCCUUGCCAGACGGCGGGGUACCAGAAGGAAUAUGGCGAGGACUUCUUCCAGAUGCAGAGCGACGGCGUCAAGCAGGGCCAGAAGGUGCUCGUGGUGGACGACAUCAUUGCGACUGGCGGCUCCGCGGCAGCAGCAGGCUCUCUCGUGAAGCAGCUCGGCGGCGUCCUACUCGGCUACGUCUUCAUGCUCGAACUCGACUUUCUGCAAGGGCGCGCAAAGCUCGACGCGCCCGUCUACACCCUCCUCUCGAGCCAGGAAAAGUAA
Molecule: messenger RNA, 732 nt
Organism: Trematosphaeria pertusa
Lineage: Eukaryota; Fungi; Ascomycota; Dothideomycetes; Pleosporales; Trematosphaeriaceae
Product: adenine phosphoribosyltransferase
Exons: 2
Coding region: 1-732 (243 amino acids)
Biological process (GO): adenine salvage; AMP salvage
Cellular component (GO): cytoplasm
Molecular function (GO): adenine phosphoribosyltransferase activity; AMP binding; adenine binding
Source: RefSeq, a predicted model, not a curated record